This is a messenger RNA of Penicillium alfredii, 795 nucleotides long. RefSeq names its product exosome non-catalytic core subunit SKI6. The coding region runs from base 1 to 795 and encodes 264 amino acids. Gene Ontology annotation, biological process: rRNA catabolic process; poly(A)-dependent snoRNA 3'-end processing; U4 snRNA 3'-end processing. The transcript has 2 exons. The record is from RefSeq and is a predicted model, not a curated record. Lineage: Eukaryota; Fungi; Ascomycota; Eurotiomycetes; Eurotiales; Aspergillaceae. Gene Ontology annotation, cellular component: nuclear exosome (RNase complex); cytoplasmic exosome (RNase complex); nucleolus.
AUGCCGCUCGAUACCUCAACGACGUAUCCUCUGACGCGGCUGCGCCUGGAUGGCCGCCGGUGGAACGAACUGCGUCUUCUACAAGCCCAGAUUUCAACGAAUCCCGCCAGCUCCGGCUCCUCAUACCUAUCAAUGGGUAACACAGCAAUCAUGUGUUCUGUUCAUGGACCGGCGGAGGGGCGUCGCGGAGAGGGCAGCGGUUCGGCAGGAAGUUCGGGCGCCGUCGUCGACGUGGACGUCAACGUCGCAGGGUUCGCCGGAGUGGACCGAAAGAGAAGAGCCGGUGGCAGCGACAGAAAAUCCACGCGAAUCGCCACAACACUUCGGUCUGCCUUCCAGUCGCAUCUCCACACCUACCUCUACCCACACAGUACGAUCAGCAUUCACGUCUCGGUGUUAUCCGCCGAUGGAUCUCUGCUGGCGGCGGCCAUCAACGCAUGUACAUUGGCCCUGGUGGACGCCGGUAUUCCCAUGCCCGGGUUACUCUGUGGAUGUACAGCCGGAAUGAGUGGAAGCGCAUCUACACCACGAGACCCGCGACACGACGAACUCGAUCCGCUGCUGGACCUGUCACUGCCCGAAGAACAAGAACUGCCCUCGCUGACAGUGGGGACUACUACAUUAGUGCCCGUGGGCGAGGACCACAUGGACGAUGAGGAGGGUGAGACCAAGGUGGUGGUGCUGACAAUGGACUCCAAGCUUCACUGUACAUACAUGGACACGAUGCUGGCAGUGGGAGUGGACGGGUGCAACCAGAUCCGGGAGUUGUUGGAGGGAGUGGUCAAGGGGAAAUAG